AUGUCGAGCGAACAUGGACACAGGCAAUUGGGUGGAUACAAAGCUACCCUCCACAAUCCCAAUACAUCACUCGAAGCCAAAGCCCACGCUGCUCAAGUACUCACGGAAGCAGGCGUAGACCUCUCGAACGAUCCUACAGUGUCGACAUUCAAAGCUUCCGCUUCUACUAUCGAUGGAUAUCAUACUCAUACCACCCACGAUGGACAUGCUCAUCCUCAUGAUGGACAUUCACACAAUCAUGCGGAUGGGGGAGAGGAGAUGAAGCAUGAACAUCAUGUUUUAGGUGGAUAUAAAGCGACACUGUCCAAUCCAAAUACUUCUGAACAAGCUAAGGAACAUGCCGAAAAAGUUCUCAAGGAAGGUACAGAGCAUGAACAUCAUGUCUUGGGUGGUUAUAAAGCAACUCUACACAACCCUAACACAUCUGAAGGUGCUAAAGAGCAUGCUAAGGAGGUUCUUCGAGAGCAUGGUGCUCCAGUGGCUUAA
Messenger RNA from Kwoniella botswanensis, 486 nucleotides. RefSeq lists its product as uncharacterized. Bases 1 to 486 code for a protein of 161 amino acids. The transcript is spliced from 5 exons. Gene Ontology annotation, cellular component: cytoplasm. Lineage: Eukaryota; Fungi; Basidiomycota; Tremellomycetes; Tremellales; Cryptococcaceae. The record is from RefSeq and is a predicted model, not a curated record.